GAAAUCGAGCAAAACAACCUAUUCUCUCUUUGUGAAUAUAUAUUUUAUCCAGAUUAUGUUAAUCAUUUCUAUAAUUACAGGUUUAUUCAAAUUAAGAUCUUUUUACCCAUUCUUCUUUAGCUUGAGUUUGCUCCAAGAGUCACAGGCGGUGAGCAUGACGAAUACUGCCGCCGGUUGGUCACCGGUUUUGGCUCCAAUCUAUUCUCCGGUAAAUAGUAACUCAAAGCCAAUCAGUUUCCGGUUCUCUGCUUCUUUCUACAAGCCGCCUCUUCCAUUGUUCAACCAGCAAAACCCUGUAUCGGCUCUACACAGGUCGGGAGCUGCUCGUGUGAUAGAGGUAGUAGCACCCAAGCAAAGGAAUCGAUCGUUCUCUGUUUUUGCGUCUCUCACUGAUGAUUCUAAGUUAAACCCAGAAGAGGAAUCAAAUGAUUCCGUAGAGGGACAGGUUGCUUCUGUAGAUAUUAAACUACCGAGAAGACGUUUGCAAGUGGAGUUUACUUGCAAUUCAUGUGGAGAAAGAACCAAGCGGCUUAUCAAUCGACAUGCCUAUGAACGUGGCCUUGUCUUUGUCCAGUGUGCAGGAUGCCUUCAACAUCAUAAACUGGUUGACAAUCUUGGUGCCAUUGUUGAGUACGACUUCCGUGAAACCUCCAAGGAUUUGAGUACUGAUCAAGUUUGAUAUGCUACAUCGAAUGUUGAAUCAAAUUUUUUGUUCCUUUUCUCAGAUAUGUCUGGUUAUGCAUGAUAAGAAGUAAGCUGUUUUCCUCAAAGAAUGUAAAAGAAUGUAUUAUUUUUGAAUCAA
Molecule: messenger RNA, 802 nt
Organism: Capsella rubella
Lineage: Eukaryota; Viridiplantae; Streptophyta; Magnoliopsida; Brassicales; Brassicaceae
Exons: 4
Coding region: 56-679 (207 amino acids)
Biological process (GO): protein import into mitochondrial matrix; protein folding; protein stabilization
Cellular component (GO): mitochondrion
Molecular function (GO): protein-folding chaperone binding; zinc ion binding
Source: RefSeq, a predicted model, not a curated record